AUGGCAUUUUAUCCCACCCUCCGCUCCGCAUUUCGGCGGAAUUUGGGAGGCUGGGGUGUCAAGCAUUAUUUACGACGGGUUCUCGGCGACCGCACGCUCACAUUCGAGGAAUUUACAACGCUGUUGUGCGAAAUCGAAGCUUGCCUCAAUUCGUGUCCGAUCGCCCCUCUUUCGGACAACAUUGACGAUUGCGACAGCCUCACACCAGGCCAUUUCUUGGUCGGCUCAGCACUGAAACUGCCGCCUGAACCAACGGUGCUCGAACUCUGCGAAAAUCGACUCUCGAGGUGGCAACUCCUUCGACAAAUCACUGAGAGAUUCUGGCGACUCUGGUACAACGACUAUGUAAACACGUUGUAUCAGAGAGGCAAGUGGCGGCGAGCUCAAUCUUCGAUUCGUGUAGGCAGCCUUGUCCUGUUACGCAACCCGACUCUUCCCCCGUGUAAAUGGGAACUGGGGCGGGUGAUCCAGUGUCACCCUAGUCCGGAUUGUCUAACGCGCGUUGUCUCCGUUAAAAUAGCGACGUCUCAAUUCACCCGGCCCAUCGGAAAG
Messenger RNA from Odontomachus brunneus, 552 nucleotides. RefSeq lists its product as uncharacterized. The annotation marks the transcript as partial. The record is from RefSeq and is a predicted model, not a curated record. NCBI's taxonomy places the organism in Eukaryota, Metazoa, Arthropoda, Insecta, Hymenoptera, Formicidae. The transcript has a single exon.